This is a messenger RNA of Brassicogethes aeneus, 306 nucleotides long. The record is from the annotation of a GenBank genome assembly. NCBI's taxonomy places the organism in Eukaryota, Metazoa, Arthropoda, Insecta, Coleoptera, Nitidulidae.
AUGCUUGUUACUCCAGAAGAUAAAGUAGGCGCUUUGGGCACAAACAAUAUUAGUUCCGAUUUGACACCACUUCAAGGAUUUUUGAUGGAAGCUGUGCUUACGUUUUUGCUUCUCUUCGUAGUCCAUGCUGUUUGCGAUACUAGACGAAAGGACAUUAAAGGGUCUCCUGCAUUGGCUAUUGGAUUUGCCGUAGCUGCUUGUCAUCUUAGCGCGAUACAAUACACUGGUUCCAGUGUAAAUCCAGCCAGAAGUUUUGGUCCAGCCGUUAUUAUGAAUCUCUGGGAAAAUCAUUGGGUAAUUGUUUAA